AUGGCGCGCAACCAGCCAGCAGACGCCCAAGCGCUCUACGACAGCCGGAGCGACACUUACGACGACAGCCACCACCCCCGGCUGGCUCGACACUUUGUUGAAAUGCUCCAGCUUGAGCCUGCGAGCACCAUGGUCGGACCAAGCGGCAGGGUAAUGGGAGUCGAUGUCAGCACCGGCAUGCUCGACGAAGCCAACAAGAAGUUGUCCCACCAUGAGCCAAAGAAUGUUUCCUUCCACAACCACUCUAUGGCUGAUCUGAACUCUCUGGACGCUAUCAAAGACAAGCAGUUUGAUGCCAUUAUCUGCUGCUCAGCGCUCGUCCUGCUCGAAGACGCUGCUGCAGCCCUGAAGCAUUGGACUAAAUACCUCAGGCGUGGCGGUCGGCUCAUCGUGGACGUCACACACCCAGUGAACCUCGCGGCCGGCACAGCACUCGAACGUGUGGGACAGCAACUCGGACGACCCAUCAUGUAUCACCGCGAGCCGUUCCAGAGACCUGAGGAUCUGUCGAGCAGAAUGCACGCAGCGGGUCUUCACAAUGUUGAGAUGACCUUCCUCUCCAUCAUGGACAUUCCUGGCACCGAUGCGCUCAAGGACUACAUCAUGCCAGACUUCUCUCAACCAAAGGUCCAGGCGGUAUACGACGUCGAAGAAGCUGAUGACGUGUUUGAGACUGCGGUCGAGGGGACGGCGUACACGAAUCUUGCAAGCCCUCCAGAAGUUCGGCAGCGGGCAAAAGCACUCUUCAAGGAGGAGUGGUCGAAGCUUGCGGAUAUUGAUGGCAAGGUCAGGGUAGUUGACGGACUUUUCGUGGGAAUGGGGUGGAAGUGA
Saxophila tyrrhenica is the source of this 831-nucleotide messenger RNA. RefSeq lists its product as uncharacterized. Gene Ontology annotation, molecular function: methyltransferase activity. The transcript is spliced from 2 exons. The record is from RefSeq and is a predicted model, not a curated record. The coding region runs from base 1 to 831 and encodes 276 amino acids. NCBI's taxonomy places the organism in Eukaryota, Fungi, Ascomycota, Dothideomycetes, Mycosphaerellales, Extremaceae.